Cucurbita maxima (winter squash) is the source of this 394-nucleotide messenger RNA. RefSeq lists its product as uncharacterized. The transcript has 2 exons. The record is from RefSeq and is a predicted model, not a curated record. Lineage: Eukaryota; Viridiplantae; Streptophyta; Magnoliopsida; Cucurbitales; Cucurbitaceae. The coding region runs from base 40 to 276 and encodes 78 amino acids.
ACCCAUAUCAACCUCUUGAUAACUCUUCAAAUUUCAACCAUGGCUAUUACACAUAACUUCUCUCCUAUCUCCAUUUUCGUCACGGUUCUUGUCUUCGCCAUGGUUCUCUCCCCCAUGACGAUUUCCACUGCCAAUGCUACACGUGCGCUUCUGCAACAAGUUAAUAGGCCACCGAUAUGCCCGGCCUGCGUGUGCUGUGAGCCAGCUCCGGCGGGAUCCUGUUGCCGGUGCUGCGCUACUCCGAUUCAGACUUCAUCUCAGAAUGGGUCGCCAUGAAAACUUGCUGCUGAGCUUGGGAGAAGCUUUAGGAAUAAGGAGACUCUCUCCAUGCAAACAAAAAUUUAGCUUUAUUUUAAUUUGGUUAAUGUCUAAUGAAGCAGUUUGAUAUUCUAAG